This is a messenger RNA of Caenorhabditis auriculariae, 1329 nucleotides long. The record is from the annotation of a GenBank genome assembly. Lineage: Eukaryota; Metazoa; Nematoda; Chromadorea; Rhabditida; Rhabditidae.
AUGUCGCAGCUGAAGAAAGAAGCCGCCGCAGUGAAAAGCCCCAUCGAAGGCGUCACUGCCGCCAAGGUACAAUUCGGUAGUUUUCUACUCUCUAAUCAUCAAUUUCACAACCUUUUAGCCUUUUUAAAGGAAGAAAAUAAUGAAAUAGUGUAUAUUUUUCGCUAUCAAUAAAGUCAUCUUUUGAAAAGGGAAGAAGAAUGUUCAGACGGAUUUCGUGUCGUUCCUUUACGCCUCUCACGGCAAGACCUACGACGAAUACGUGGCAAAAGCCGAGGAGACGACGGGCCUCAAGCGGGAGAACCUCUCCUACGUCCUCUAUGGCCUGCUCGCCUUCUACCUCAUCUUCGGGUCCGCCGCCAAGCUCCUCUGCAACCUUAUUGGCUUCGGUUAUCCCGCCUACGCUUCUGUCAAGGUUUAUCGACCGCGAAAUUUCCUUUUUGUGCUUUCCAAGCGUUAUAAGGAAUGGUUUUUGAACUAAAAAAGCUUGGUUCGAAAAUGUUACACUUGUCAGACGAAUAUUUCAAGUUUUUCAAUUUCGACCUUAUAUGUAAACCCAACAAGAAACAAAAAUAAGGGAAAAACCAGUGCAAAAAAAGAAAUUUUUUUACUUAUUUUUUUCAACUUUCAUAGAAUAAAGCAGAACUUUCUGGCCUCACUACUAGAAAAAACAGUUUGACCGCGAACUUUUUUUUUGCGCGUUUUGUUGUAGGUUUGCGUCAUUCUGCUACUUUGUGUGUUUUAACAUCGAAAAUUUGAAAAUUUUCAAUUCGACUUCCGCUUCUUUUUUUUCAAAAGCAUAUUGAAGUGAGUUUUCUGAUUUAUAAAGAUGCUGGGAAAUACCUUUUGAUAAUUUCAAAAAAAGUUCAAGAAACUUUUAGAUACUUUCAAGAUACUUUUUAAAGCAUCAUUUUCAAAAAGUCUUUCCGCAAACAUCAAUCAUUUUUCGGAGAUAUUGAGAAAUUUUUAAUUGUUGAUUUAAACAUUUUUGAGAAAAGAUUAAAUUUUUCAGGCGAUCCGAAGCGUGGACAAGAAGGACGACACACAGUGGCUGACAUACUGGACGGUAUUCGCGACAAUUUCGCUCUUCGAUUUCUUUUCACAGGACAUCUACCGCUUCUUUCCAUUUAUCUACGUCUUCAAGGUCUUUGAUAGCUUUUUUUCCAACUAACAUAGAAACAAUGUUAAUAUUUUCAAUGUCCUGUUUAGGCCGUUUUCCUCGUGUACCUUUACUUGCCGCAGACGCACGGCACGGCGGUGUUCUACACGAAAAUUGUCGAUCCGCUCGUCACCCGCAUUGACAAUUUCUUCGGCACAGGAGCCAAGCAAUAA